Molecule: messenger RNA, 830 nt
Organism: Lucilia cuprina (Australian sheep blowfly)
Lineage: Eukaryota; Metazoa; Arthropoda; Insecta; Diptera; Calliphoridae
Product: neural-cadherin-like
Exons: 2
Coding region: 602-778 (58 amino acids)
Cellular component (GO): membrane
Molecular function (GO): calcium ion binding
Source: RefSeq, a predicted model, not a curated record
UUCUUUUCAUUUGAAAUAAAUUAAAAAACUAACUGAAAUUAAAAAAUUUUACGUAACGUAAACAAUAACGUCACUGUUUUAUCCAUGCCAUCAACCGCAAAACAAAAACUAAAAUAAUGUUAUAACAAAAAUUUACCAAAAACACCUCGUAUCCAAUACACAAACCUUUUGUCAAACGGAAAAUCCUGUUAAACGAUAACAUAAAUAACAUAAUGUUAAUUUUGAACAACUACUAAAAAAUAUCCCACUUAUUAUAUGUUAUAAUUAUAACCAAAAAUAAAUAAUAUGAGUGUUCCACCACCACAACUAACUUUAACAAUAACAUAAAAUUUUAAACUUUAUAAAAUUGAUCAACGAAAACAAAUUGUCCUUGAAAUAAUCAACAGCGUGACCGUUAUCGUUUACGUGUUCGGGCCUCCGAUCGAGGUGAACCGCCAUCUUACGCCGAUGUUGAUGUUGAAUUAGAUGUCGUCGAUCGUAAUAAUAAGCCACCCAUUUGGGAUAAGGUGGUCUAUGGACCGAUUUAUAUACGUGAAAAUGUCACUGUGGGUACGGUUGUAACAUCGGUUAAGGCAAGCGUGAAACCUAUAAAUUAGAAGCCAUGGCACAAGACAAAGGCUAUCCACCUUUAUCACGUACCGUAGAGGUUCAAAUCGAUGUUGUAGAUCGUGCCAAUAAUCCACCUGUCUGGGAUCAUACCAUUUAUGGUCCUAUUUAUGUCAAGGAAAAUAUGCCAGUAGGUGGCAAAGUCGUCUCGAUCAAAGCCAGGUCUGUUUAAUAUUUAAAAACCAAAAUGCAAUAGUUAAUUUUUUACUUAUACUAUUACAAAA